AUGGAUUCCCACGAGUGGCUGUUGGCCACAAGCAUCGAUCCCAAUCUGGAUCCUCAGCUUGCCCAGUUGAUGGAAAUUCCGUUGCAAAUCAAAGCCGAGCCCGAUGAGGCCCAGACUGGCAUCGCGACUGCUGUCCCCGAUGUGUCUUCGUGGCCGCAUGGUGAUUGCUGGCAAAGCUCUCGUCCCAUCGAGCCUACAUUCUGGGCUCCCAACGCCAAGCUUUGCGACUGCCCCGAGCACUCUGAAACCACUUGGCCAGCCGAGCAUGCUAUUCUUUUCAUCCCGGACUGUGCAAAGCGAUGCCCUUACUGCCCGUGGAAGACUGACAAGUCGGCAAAGGUUGGAAACCCGGCCCCGAUGGUGCGUCGACACAUACGCCAGUAUCACCUGAAACAUGGCAACUACUAUCCCGGCAUUAGCGUUGAAUCGCUACGUGUGUACGUCUAUCGGCAUUUCCUCCAUUCCGUCAGUUACGAACUCACCCAAGGCGGUCGUCCUACACUCGAGAAUACCGAGCAGGCAUAG
Molecule: messenger RNA, 525 nt
Organism: Penicillium crustosum
Lineage: Eukaryota; Fungi; Ascomycota; Eurotiomycetes; Eurotiales; Aspergillaceae
Exons: 5
Coding region: 1-525 (174 amino acids)
Source: RefSeq, a predicted model, not a curated record